CAAUGGCGCUACCUUUGCUAUGGCUUACUCAUACCCCAUAGGCAUUAGCGUCUCGGCUCAUACAUCGGCAGCACCCAGAGAAGUCCCAGGGACUGUCAUAUAUAUAGGCCAGCGCUGCCCUCCAGCAAUACGUCUUCAUCUUCGCCACUAUCCUUUCUCAGUCCAACCAUGACUCUCGACACUCAUACCCCAGUCUCCCCAGACACGAGGGGUCAUCAGGCUACUCCACCAGACCUCUCUGUUCGAUCAAGUGCAGAAGACAAGGAAAAAGGGGCGGCCGUCCCUACCAGUAAUGCGAGUAAGGGUAAAGAAGAGUCCGACUCUUGGGCCGUUCAAUUCGAGCCCGGCGAGAGCAUCAACCCAAAAAACUGGGGCGUUGGCCAUCGGUGGUUUCUGACUGUGGUCGCCGGCGUUCUCGUCUUCAACUCAACUUUGGCCUCAUCCGCCCCUACUGGCAUCGUGGACGGCAUGAUAGACUACUUUGGUUUCUCCCAAGAGGUCUGCACGCUCGUACUCUCCCUCUUUGUCGCUGGCUACUGCCUCGGCCCUGUCUUGUGGGCCCCUCUUUCGGAAACCUACGGGCGACGCCCUGUGUUUAUCGGUACCUUUGUGGUCUACACUGGCUUUCAGGUGGGCUGUGCUUUGUCAAAGAACAUUGCUUCGAUCCUUGUAUUCCGAUUCUUAGGUGGUGUGUUUGGUGCUUCUCCGCUCACCAAUUCAGGAGCACUCUUGGCCGAUAUCUGGGAUGGCAGGCGAAGGGGCAAGGCGAUGAGCUUUUUCUCAUUUGCGCCUUUUGCGGGCCCUUCUCUGGGCGCGAUUGUGGGAGGGUUCAUACAGGCGUCUGGCACUUCUUGGCGAUGGGUGUAUUGGGUCCUCACCAUUUUCGCCGGAGUCUGUCUGGCUGUGAUUGUCUUCCUGGUACCCGAGACUUACGCCCCCAUCAUCUUGGUCAAAAAGGCUCAGAGAUUAAAGAAGGAAACUGGCGAUAACAGAUACUAUGCCCCGUUGGAACGUGCAGAAAGUGUCAACAUCAAGACCAAGGUGCACAACAUACUGUUCAAGCCUUUCAUCAUUCUUGCACUCGAGCCCAUGCUGCAAGCGGUGACACUGUAUAUGAGCUUUGUCUAUGGUAUAGUCUACCUUUUGUUCGAAGCGUUCCCGUUUGUCUUUAUACGCAACCAUGGUUUCAACACUGGCGAGGAAGGUCUUGCCUUCUUGGGCUUCUUCUUUGGUGGUGUAUCGGCCGUCAUUCUCUUCAUCACAGUCAUCGAACCCCGCUUCCAACGCCACGUCAAAGCCAUGGCUCCGGCGCCCCCUAGACCAGAGAAGCGUCUUGAGCUCUGCGUCAUCUCGGGCGUCUCGCUGGUGAUCGCCCUCUUCUGGUUCGGCUGGACUUCAUACUCGUCUAUUCACUGGAUAAGUCCAGUACUUGCUGGGUCGUUCAUCGGCGUCGGUACUUUGGGCAUGUUUGUGAGCCUGUUCAACUACAUUAUCGAUGUGUAUCUCUGGUCGGCUGCUUCGGCUCUGGCGGCUGUCACUAUUGUAAGGUCCCUCUUUGGAGCUGCUUUGUGAGUCAGAUCAGCAUUAUCUGUUCUGUAUACUCACAUCAUACCCAGCCCUCUCUUCGCCACGCAGAUGUAUGAAAAGCUGGGAACUCAAUGGGCGUCCACCCUACUCGGCUUCUUGGCUUUGCUCAUGGUACCGAUUCCCGUUGUCCUCAUGCGGUACGGCCAUCUCCUGCGCGCAAAGUCCAAGUUUUCACCCAACCGCGCGGGCAUAGUGGAUGGAGGAGGCAAAUGACGGAGGAGUGGAUGUGAGAUGACGGUUGCGAGAUGAUUAAUCCCCAAUUGAGAACGGGAGACAUAUAGCGAGC
Cryptococcus amylolentus CBS 6039 is the source of this 1873-nucleotide messenger RNA. RefSeq lists its product as hypothetical. The coding region runs from base 169 to 1572 and encodes 467 amino acids. Gene Ontology annotation, molecular function: transmembrane transporter activity. The transcript is spliced from 9 exons. Gene Ontology annotation, biological process: transmembrane transport. Lineage: Eukaryota; Fungi; Basidiomycota; Tremellomycetes; Tremellales; Cryptococcaceae. The record is from RefSeq and is a predicted model, not a curated record.